AUGCCCAAAGUAUUUGGAACCAUUACCCGACGCGAACAAAAAAGCUUAAUUGAUUUUGACACGAUUUCCCCUGAUAGACAAGAUUAUGCGCUCAUCUUAAUUUGUUCAAGAAUCAUUGUACGAAUUCAAUUGAAAUGUUUUCAAGAUUUGCUCCUCUCCAUAAAUGACAUCAAAUUCAUAGUUCGUAAAGAAAUCGAAUUAUUUCCCGAGAAACUUUUAAGGUUUUCAAUUCUGAUGAAAGAGUAUAAUUAUUGUCAUAAUUUAGAUGACAAUACCUUGUCAGAUUGUAAAAGUCUAAUCGAUCCAAUCGUGGACUCUGAUCAUCCCUUGGAUUCAAUCCGAAAAAUUUUAAAAAAAGAGAUCACCUCCAAACGGGACUUUAAUCCAAAUUUCGUUAAUCAGUUAUACAGGAAUUUAAUCAAUUUAUCCGAUGAUUUACAAAAGUACUUUUUAAAUCGUGACAAUUACGAUAAAAAAAAGCACAACAUUAGACCAAUCUAUUUUGUUGAUAACUACUUUGUGUAUCAGGAAGGUAUACCUGGUAGUCAAGAAGAAACUUUCAUUUUUUUUCCAAAGGCACUCGUUUGGUUGCCAACUUUGACGAUAUCAGAUGAGAUAAACCAAAGAAAUGCCUCAGCUUUUCAACUUCGAAAAAAGCCCGAAUUUUCUGAUAACAAGGGUGUACCGACAUUCCGUUCUCAGUUAUUAAGGAUGGGUCUAGUUCAAAAAAGUGUUAAUCAAAACAAAUAUGAUGAGAACUUGAUGAAAUGCACAAAGGGAAAGAGACGAAGAUCUUAUCAUAAGCAUAUCAAGGUAAUAAGAAACAAAGACGAAGUUCGAAGUCAGGAUCAUUCCCCAAAAACGCUUGAAUCUCCCGGGCCGAUGACAUCCAUUAGCGCAAUUCUCAAUCACGUUGAUGAGAAUGUUCAAAGUUCACAACCUCACAUUGAUAAUAACUUUAAUAAUUUUUCGAUGAUCCAAUGUAAUCCAAUUAAUCCGACUUGUUCCAAAUCAUUUGAUUUCCGAAACUUGUGUCCAUGCAUCCUUGACCAUCAACACCAUCAACGGCUUUUUUAA
Molecule: messenger RNA, 1077 nt
Organism: Funneliformis mosseae
Lineage: Eukaryota; Fungi; Glomeromycota; Glomeromycetes; Glomerales; Glomeraceae
Source: the annotation of a GenBank genome assembly